Molecule: messenger RNA, 552 nt
Organism: Colletotrichum phormii
Lineage: Eukaryota; Fungi; Ascomycota; Sordariomycetes; Glomerellales; Glomerellaceae
Exons: 1
Coding region: 263-511 (82 amino acids)
Source: RefSeq, a predicted model, not a curated record
UCUACCCAGUCCCUUGUCAUCGUAGCGCCAUUGACGACAACGUGACAGCGGUAUUCUUGCUUUCGGUUUUGCGUGAGGUGUGCCCUGCCCAAGCAAGGGUCAUGGAGCUAGGCAAAAGAUGGUAUUCCGCAAGCGAAUGGACUGUUGUAAGUUUGCUGUGGUGACAUUGCAUCGGGUAUCAGCAGGAUCAAGUGCUUGUGAUCCCCAGCAUAGAUGAAGAACUUGGUUUUUCAACGGUGGUUAAUUAAAAGAAGUGUUGUCAAUGAACGACCGCGUUUGGUGUUUGGCCAUUUGCCGAGCCUGCAUUGUGCGCCUUUGCCAGGCAUAUCGCGCAUGCGCUGGGGAACCCAGCAGCUUGGUGCAAUCAAAAACCGAUAGAGUGUCACGAAAUCGUCAAAAUCUAUCAGCGAUCCAGCAAUCAAGAUCUCGGACAAUCGAUCGCUGCCGAGACAAGCACGUCUUCAGGUCUGUUUACAGUUGGCGAAUGAAGGCCUCCGAGCUAGGGGCAUGAAUCGUAAAACAAGUAGGCCCGUGAGGCGUCGAUGGCGUGUA